This is a messenger RNA of Paraglomus occultum, 245 nucleotides long. The record is from the annotation of a GenBank genome assembly. Lineage: Eukaryota; Fungi; Glomeromycota; Glomeromycetes; Paraglomerales; Paraglomeraceae.
GGGUGCAAACGCAAAAGUGGAGUUUUGGGACCAUCAACGAAGACGGAUCUGUUAACGAUUGUAACGCCCCAAACAACCCGCACUAUAUAGUCAACAUUCCCGUCAGCGACGUAUUUUACGAUCCGCCGGUUCCUGCCAUUGCAUACGUUCCAUUAACACCACCACCUGCUGCAUUGAUGGCUGCUAAUAUUACCAUCGACUUGUAUGAAGUCCAACAAAACGUUUUAAUUUCCCAGCCCGAUUAG